GCGCUUCUUCCAAGAAGCACAAUUCUUCAGCACGGUUCGGCAACCCUCGCAAGGCUUGUCUCCUCGUGGUUAGAUUUUUGGAGAGCACAGCGAGCUACUGACGUCCCCGCAAGAGCAGCGCACGCCAUGGCGUCCGUGCAGGGCCGCCGCGAGUCGUCAGAGGAGUCGCGCGCAGCUGCGACGGACGAGAAAGAGCGCGAGGAGGAAGCGCCGGAGAAGCAAGGCGGCCCAGCGACGGGCAGCAAGCAAGGGCAGGAAGGCGCAGCGAGGGGUGGAGGCAGCUCGCAGGCGGCGGAGGCGGUGGACGACGGCAAGAGCGCGGGCCGCGGAGAGGCCGCGCACACAGCGAGGGGUGGCUCUGGUGGACAAUCAGGGGACGAUGGCGCAGGCAUGGCAGGCGCCAAGGAGGGGGAGGCUCGAGGAGGCGCUGCAUGGGGAGGGAUGGCGAGUGGUGCGGGGGGCGAGGGGGAGAGAGCGCAGGGCGUUGAGGUGAGGCAGGGUGGCGGGAAGGCAGAGAAGGCAGCAGACGGGGGAGUGGAGAGUGGGGGUGGCUCUGCUGGUAGCGAGGAGGGGAAGGAAGGCGGGCAAAGUGCAGGAGCGGAUGUGCAGGGCAGUGUGCUGCCUCCUACCCAUGUUGCCGGUCCCUCCCCUGCCACCACCCCAGCCUACUGCACGCAGCGCAUAUCGUCAGGCACCGAGCUGACCCCUGCUGUGCCCACUCCUCCCCACUCAGCCCAUAGCAGCAGCCUCUACCCUCUGGCUGCCGCCACCAAUCCCUUUGCCAUGCAACUUCCCUCCAUCGCUUCCGUUGCUCCACCUGCUACUGCUGCCCCCCUUGCCUCUGCGCCAGGCCCAGCAGCCCAUGGCACGGCAGCUGCACCCCAUCCCAUCCCACCCGGGGGCCCUCACAUGCGCCUGGCUGGAGGCAUGGCUUGCACUGGAGGGCCUCUGGCUGUGGGGCCUGCUGCUGGUGUGCUGCCAGUGCAGCCCAACCUGAGUGCACAUGGUGGCAUGGCGGGUGCACCGUCACAUGCCCGGGCUGCUGUGGAGGAGGCAGCACGCGUGACACCACACACUGACCCAGAGGAGCACAGGGGAGCAGCACCCAUGGAUGUGGAUGAAGGGAAGAAAGAAAGCACGUAGAAAUAGGGGUUUCCACCGGAAGCUUGGAGGUUUGGUAUAGAAUUCAUCUACCACACAUUCUUUCUGUCUGUAUAGCGGUGUAUGAAAUUGAGUGGCUUUUGC
Closterium sp. NIES-67 is the source of this 1245-nucleotide messenger RNA. NCBI's taxonomy places the organism in Eukaryota, Viridiplantae, Streptophyta, Zygnematophyceae, Desmidiales, Closteriaceae. The record is from the annotation of a GenBank genome assembly.